UGCAGUCCGUCACUGGUACCCCUGACUGCAACACAGCCUCCAGUGAGUCCAUCGACAGGAUUUCAACAGGAUUGAUGCCUCCCCUGGCUUUUCGGUGAGGAGGACAGGACAGCAGGACAUCCUUUUUGGCCUAUGGGAAUAUUCAACAGUUUACAACGAGAGGAGAAAUAACAACAUAGUAUUUUCUAAGAAAGCAGGGAUUUUUUUUCUAACACACUCCUUCCCAACUACUGGCACUACAGACAUCCAGUUUCUCUUUUCUUUCUUUUUUUUUCUUCUCCAGCCUCGCCUUUUAUUUUUUUUAACCCAGCUUUCAGGCAACUAUGUCCAGGAGGAAAGUAAGGGGUUUGACCCGUACAGGCCGCCAGGUCAGUGAGGACCCGGACCUGGACAACCUGCUGUCCACACUGUCCCCUGAGGAAAUGGAGGAACUGGAGAAGGAUAUGAUGAAGGUCCCCGACCUUGACCCGACUGAAGGUAAGAUCGUUGACCAUGGUGAGAGCCAAACGACGCCGCCUGUGACCAACAACGUCCAGGACGCCCGACGAGAGAGUGACCCUAAAGGGAGGCUCAGUCUGAGACAGCAGUCAUUUGAGGGUGAGCCGAGGAAGGAGAGCCGGAAGCAGGAAUACCUGAGGAAGAUGGGCCUGAGUCAGGAGGGGAAUGACGACAACAGAGUUGGGUUACAGAGGCAAGCUAGUAUCUCAAGUGAACGAGACAUUAGGAGGGAGGAAAGAAACAGUAAAGGACCUGAAUUCUCUAAGGAGGAGCGGGUCCGGCUCUCUGGUAGAUACACUAAGCAGGACAGCCGGGAGAGUGAUGCCGUUAAAGAGGAAACCAAAGACAAAGAGAAAUGUGGGGACAGCAAGCUAAAAGACAGGAGGGAGAAUAGAGAGAGCAUUGGUAACAAGACGAAAGACAUGAUCUCCAAGUUACAGGAGAAAAAAGAUGACAGCAGAGAGAAAGAGAGAAAGGAAGACAGCAGAAAAAGGGAUGACAGCAAAACUAAGGACAUUAUCUCAAAGCUGCGAGUGAAGAGUGAAAAGGAGGUAGGCAAGGAGAAAGAAAGAAAGGAGGACAUCAGAACGAGAGGCCUCGUCUCCAAAAUGGUGGAGAAGCAGAGCAAAGUCCAAGAGAGUCAGGUUCAGGAGAAUAAACCAGAGGAGAGGAAGCCUAAAGUAGAAGAGAGAAAAGCUGAAGAUAAAGACAAGCCAAAUUCAAAACUUGAGCGGCAAAAGUCUGAGAAGAACGAUAGUGACAUACAAGUGAAAGAUGAAAAGUUGGAAAAAAGGAAAGCGAACGAUGAGGAGGGAAAGCACAAUGGCAACGUGAAAGAGAGGCAGGCAAAGGCUAGUGCAGAGAAAAAAGUUGAGGAGAAUAAAAUGGAAAGAGAGGACAUUAAACGGAAAGUUGCAAACAAGGAAGGGUCAAAACCCAACAAGGCAGAAGGAACCGAAAAAGUUGGCAACUGUGUCGCCAGCAAGAGCCCCAACAGCAAGGCAAUGGAAGAGGAGGAGGAGGAUGAAGAUUCCAGUAUGUUUGAUGAGUUGAUGGAACAAGUUCGAGACAAUGACCCCUCUCUGCUCGAGCUCAACGUCAACAACUCAGAGGUUAUCAAGACUAAAACACUCAUUCAGUUUGCGGAGGCCCUGCAUAACAACACCCAUGUUAAGACAUUCGCCCUGGCCAACUGCCGGGCUGACGACCACGUGGCUUAUGCCAUAGCUGGCACCCUGCGUAGCAACAAGACAAUCACCAGCAUCAACCUUGACUCCAACCAUCUCACCGGCAAGGGCAUCAUCUCCCUUAUUCAAGCACUGCAGCACAAUGCCACCCUGACGGAGCUGCGCUUCCACAACCAACGGCAUAUUUGCGGGGGGAAGACGGAAAUGGAGAUGACCAAGAUUCUCAAAGAAAACACCACCUUGCUUAAGCUGGGAUACCAUUUUGAGUUGGCCGGGCCCAGAAUGACCAUGACUAACAUAUUAAGUCGCAAUAUGGACCGGCAGAGACAGAGACGUCUGCAGGAGCAGAAGCAGGCCCAGGCUAAUGGAGAGAAGAAGGAGACACUAGCGGUACCUAAGAUGAGCAGUGGAGGCUCUCUAAGAGGCUCACCCAAGGCCUCCCCCAAACCGUCUCCUAUGCCCUCCCCCAUGCCCUCGCCAAAACCAUCACCAAAGCUCACUCCAAAGAGGGGCACAGGAGGCCCAGUGCCACCCCCGCCUCCACCUCCUCCUGGGGGUGGACCACCACCGCCCCCUCCUCCCAUGCUGGAAUUGGACUCCCUGAGGAACUCCCUUACCCCAGUGUCACAGAGAAAGCGGGAUGGAAAAGCUGGCAGUAAGAGCUCGCGGGACCAACUACUUGCCUCUAUCAGGGGAAGCAAUAUUGACCAGCUCAAGAAGGUUCCAGUGCCGAAGUGGUUGCAGUAAUGGUCUCAUUGGAAUAGAGAGCUAGACAAAAGAACAAGGGAGAGCUGACAUCUCACCAUAGGUCUUAAAAAAAAACUCGCUUACGGGCUGUGAUAAAACCGUACUGUGGGAUAUAUGGGGACAGGGCAAGGAAAAAGUGAGAAAGUGAGACAUGACAUGUUCACUUGUUUGCUGAGUAGCCCUCACUAUGAGUUCUCCCCUCAAACACUGGACCAAAAAGACAUUAUGGAGAAUAACCAAUUCAAGGGGUCUCUAAUAGCCACGGUGGAGAGCGCCAUGAAUGAGUUGGUGUUCGUCUUAAGUUUCUAUUGACGCUUUGCCUGUUAUUUGCACUAGAUUAUACAAUGCAUAUAAUAUCAUAUAAUAUGUUGAUCUGUGCAUGUGGCUGAAUGUGAGUGUGUUGGGAGAGUUGGGGGAGCUUGGUAAGAGAUUGAAAAUAACUAUGAAUUCAUCUAUAAAAAUCAGUCAUAGAUAUAUUGGACGAUAAUUUGACCAUUUAUUUAUUAGUGGAGAGGAUAUCCACUUCAUGCUUGUCACUUGGAAUUCUGCACAAACUGGGAAUUCUGAAAUGGCAAAAAUAUCAGGGAAUUUGUAAAAGUUGGGGGGUUGACUUCAGAAAUUCACACCAACUGAGUAAGAAGAACAGCAUAAAACAGAGAAGUAAAAGAAGAUAAUUUGUGAUGAGUGUGCCUCAUUGCCAAAUCUCAAGACAUCUCAGGCAAGGUUUAACGCAUUGCUUAGCAGCCCAGUGACAUUCUGGUCUAUGAAAAAAGACUAGAAUGAAAGUGCUCUUUAGUUGUUUUUUUCUUUUCUUUUCUUACAUUAGGAAGUAGGAAUGGCUGGGGUUUUUUUUUUUUGGUUUUUUUUUUUUGGUAUAUUAUUCUGGGCUGGGUGAAUGAAUGUCUUAGAUAUUUUACAUCAUACAUCAUACAUGUCCCAAUGAUAGGGAUUUCUAAAAUUAUAACUGGUUUCUAUAAACCUUACGCAAGUCUUGUUGACUUAUUCCAUAUUUUUUAAGUGUCAUUUUCAAACUAUUCUAAUGUGAUUAAAAAAACAAUUUAGAUUGGCACUCUGCUGAUUACUGUUGUAACAAAGGGCUAUCUGUUAUGAAUACACAUGCCUUACUUACGGAGCCUGUAUGUCUUCAAUAAAAGAUAAUGGUAUGUUUGCAAUGGCAAGUCACCGAUGUAAUUCUUUAAACCUGGCUGAAAUCACUACACAAGGGAAAACAUUAUAAUUCACUUGGGAAAACAAAAUCUAUAAGCAUUUUUUUCAGUGUGAUAGCGAGGUUUAUUCCUGUGUUCUGUUUCGUUUGUCCGUCAUUGGCUUCACACUGGUUUAAUGUUGUGUAUGACGUUCCAUAAGGCUGCUUAGGAUACAAUAUUUCCAUUAUGCACAUCCUGUAUCAAAUCUGGAUGUUGCUAGAGCAACAUGUUCAUUUGGUGUGAUAUUAGAGUCAUAAAUAGAUUGGUGUUCAAAACCAAUAACACUGUGAAAACACAAUACGUUACCAUCUAUCCAUCCAUCCAUCCAUUAUCCAAACCGUUUAUCCUGCUCUCAGGGUCACAGGAUGCUGGAGCCUAUCCCAGCAGUCAUUGGGCGGCAGGAGGGGAGACACCCUGGACAGGCCACCAGGCCAUCGCAGGGCCGACAUACACACACACACACACACACACGCACACACGUACUCACACACACACAUUCACACCUAGGGACAAUUUAGUAUGGCUGAUUCACCUGACCUACAUGUCUUUGGACUGUGGGAGGAAACUGGAGCCCCUGGAGGAAACCCACGCAGACACGGGGAGAACAUGCAAACUCCACACAGAGGAUGACCCCCAAGGUUGGAUGACCCCGGGGCUCGAACUCAGGACCUUCUUGCUGUGAGGUGACCGCGAUAACCACUGCACCACCAUGCCACGGAUAAGACAUUAGCCUGUCAUAUAAAUGUUGUUCUUUCCUAGUUUUAAAAGUGUCACAUCCUUGCAAUGCUGGUGUAAAUUAUAUGAUAAAAUCACCAUCACACUGAUGUAAAAAUCGCACACCCAAGGAGUUCUUUUUCAUGUGCUUCUUCAUUUAAAAAGACUAACUGAAAACAGUUUUUGUCCCACCUGUAUCUAAAAGAACUUUGUAAAUUAUAUGGUGUCUUUGAAGCUGGAACAAAGCAGGGUAUAUGGCUUAUAUUAGUUAGUCCUUGAACAUGUGGUAUCUGACCUCUGCCUUGGAAUAUUCAUCGGGCCUAGACAAAUCAAGAGGCUGAAUCCAAUGGACUGAAGAUACAGGAAAGACAAAUAUGCUGUUCUCUUGCAAGGUACAAUUUGUAAUGUUUGUCUUUAUACAUGCUCAGUAUGCCAGUUUGCAUAUUAAACAAAUUGUUGGUUUUGGUCAUUAUGCAACUAGGCUGUUUAUAAGGUUGGGGGAUACCUGCAGUCAGUUGAGACUGAAGAAACGUUUCUCCCACUAAACGUUGUGUCCAGAUGAAUUGAUUCACCUUUCUGUGUUAUGUAAUGUUUAUUCCAGUGAAAUAUCUGUUUUCAAAUACUAAGUUGAGU
This is a messenger RNA of Lampris incognitus (smalleye Pacific opah), 4984 nucleotides long. It is a transcript of the gene lmod1b, whose product is annotated as leiomodin 1b (smooth muscle). The record is from RefSeq and is a predicted model, not a curated record. Gene Ontology annotation, biological process: muscle contraction; myofibril assembly; pointed-end actin filament capping. Bases 324 to 2432 code for a protein of 702 amino acids. Gene Ontology annotation, molecular function: tropomyosin binding; actin binding. The transcript has 3 exons. Gene Ontology annotation, cellular component: myofibril; striated muscle thin filament. Lineage: Eukaryota; Metazoa; Chordata; Actinopteri; Lampriformes; Lampridae.